Anarrhichthys ocellatus (wolf-eel) is the source of this 3331-nucleotide messenger RNA. RefSeq names its product ankyrin repeat and sterile alpha motif domain containing 3 (gene anks3). The coding region runs from base 108 to 2048 and encodes 646 amino acids. The transcript is spliced from 16 exons. Lineage: Eukaryota; Metazoa; Chordata; Actinopteri; Perciformes; Anarhichadidae. Gene Ontology annotation, cellular component: cilium. The record is from RefSeq and is a predicted model, not a curated record. Gene Ontology annotation, molecular function: protein binding.
CGUGACACACAAAACAAAAAAGUGUCAGCCGCUGAGAAAACAAACUAACGGUACCUGUUGACUGGCCACCUCUGUUUUCAGGUGUGUGGAGGGACACGAGGUACAAAAUGUCUGAGCUAAGCGACGAAGCCAGUGAAUCAGAGCAGCUGGGUGCCAGCCUCUCCCUGUGGCUCGGUGACUCCCUGGUGCGACUCGAGGAGCUGGACGUUCCCCUGGACCUCCACACCGCCUGCUCCAUCGGCCAGUAUGACGUGGUGGCAGAGUGCAUCAAAAGACGUGAGGUGGACCUGAAUGGCAAGAACAUCGGCGGAUGGACCCCACUGAUGUAUGCAUCUUACAUCGGCCAUGACAACAUUGCAAAUCUCCUGCUGGAGGCCGGUGUGAAUGUAAAUGCGACCACUGCCAAAGGGUUAACCCCCUUGAUGCUGGCAGCAAGCUGUGGGAAUGAAAGCAUCGCAUACUUUCUGCUGCAGCAAGGUGCAGAGCUGGAGCUGAAGGACUCUCGAGGCUGGACCGCUCUGUUCCACUGCACGAGCACAGGCCACCAGCAGAUGGUCCGGUUCCUGCUGGAUAACAACGCCGACGCCAGCGUCAAGGAGCCGGGGUCUGGUUUCACCACCCUGAUGGAGGCGGCUGCUUCUGGACAUGAAAUCAUUGUUCAGUACCUGCUUGAUCAUAAAGUUAAAGUGGAUGACCGUAACAGCAAAGGAGAGACUGCCCGUGCCCUAGCCAUGCUAUACGGCUACACCAAGAUCAUCAGCCUCAUUGAUUUACAUUCUCCAAGGACCAAACCAGGACAUUUUGAAGACCUGAGCUCCUCCGAGGACUCGGACAGCGCACCGCCGCGGACAAGGCCAAGUCGCAACCGAGCUAAAGGCGUUAGCAUCCACGACGGGCCCCAGGCCAUUGCCAAGUUCCGAGUAGGAGGCACCAGCAAGCUGUGUGAGCCUCCUGCAGCGCCGCCUAGCUCAAUGCCGGUGAGUGAUAUCGGAGACCAAAGUGAGGGUAUCCGCUACCGCGAUGUGACCUCGCCCAUAAACGAGCUGGACGGCCAGAGCAACAGCAGCAGAGAUGACAGUCCGUUCUUCGAAAAUGACAUGCCCACCAUGAGGAGCAGCAGCAGCAGUAGCGAAGGCGUGCCUCCUGCGGCUGCCCUCAACUGGGAAGGCUCGGUGGAGAGUAACGAGGACUCGGACCAGUGCAAAAAGAGCAGCUCUCGCAGAGUAAACAAGGGCCACCACUCAAAAGGCAAGAGUCGCCACGGAAGCCACGAUGCGUCUCACUCAAGCGGUACAGGGAACUGUGGGUUGCUCUCACAUGGUGGUCUCCCACCCUCUUACGCUGGUCCAAAGGAUCUGGCAGAGUUCUUGGAACAACUUGGCUUUUCCAAGUAUCUCCCUGUUCUUGAAGAGCAAGACAUUGACCUGCGGAUAUUUCUCACCUUGACUGAAAAUGAUCUCAAAGAAAUAGGGAUCACAUUGUUUGGACCCAAGCGAAAGAUGACCUCGGCUAUAGCGAGAUGGCACAGCAACGCGCGACCACCCAGCGACGCCCUGGAACAGGCUUACGCAGACCAGCUCGAAGCCGAGAUGCAGGAGAUGGCCAUUCAGCUACACAAACACUGCGAGGAGGCGGAGAGCCUUCAGAGCCAAGUGUCUCAGGAGAAGGAGCUGCGUACCGUGAUGGAGGGAUGUCUGAUGGAGGACAAGAUGGCGUGGAGGAGGGUCCACGUUGAGCUGGUGGAGAACCACCGCUUAGCUCAGGACAUGACCGCCACACAGGCGAAGUCCAGGGCCUGCAGCGCUGAACUGCUCUCCUGUUUCACUACGGAUGGGAAUAGCAGCUCAUGUACUGCCGCGGAAGAUGAAACAAAAGGUGACAAUGGUGUUAAAGCUGGAGAGGGCUUAACGCAUUCCAGUGUUGCGGAGUUACUAAAGAAGCUCAGUUCCCAUGAAGAAGAACUGGCGGGGAUCCUAGAAACUGUGCUUCACAGUCUGAGGCGACUGAGUGCCCCCGAAAAAGUGUCCGAUAGCUGGGAACAGCCUUAACGUUUACAGGCUUCUUGCCAAUAUUUGACGGAGGGUGAUCUAACCACCCUGAACAACCUCACUGACACGAGAGAAGGCCAAAGACGAGGCCGGACCAGAGCGAGACUCGGGGAGGGAGUCAGCUGACCUGCUGCUCCUCACGGAUUGGCCGACGCACCAGAGCUCGCCAGAUGUGGACAAGGCCGAGGGCAGCGGCAGCUGCUGCAGUGAAAUGACAAACUCACUCGCUUGUGCUGGUUGUAUGCUGGACUCCAGUGGUUGCUUGAGAGGAGAAGGGACUGAUCCCGGAUCAGAGGCUGGAAUGCUGUGAAAUGUUUCAAGAAAAACUGAACUCUCUUCCAACAUGAAAUGUGGUUUAAAUUAUGUUCGUGCCACAAGCCGAAGAGUAGUCAAAGUUAAGACUUUCUGCAGAGUCAUAUGAACUUUAUUUGAAUGAAAUCUUAUUCGUAUGCAGUUUGAAAAUAAUGUCCUGCUGAAUGCACCGUGUGAACCCCGUCAGUUAAUCAUUUACAGCAAUACAUUAUUUUACAACAGAUGUGUCAGUGGUGCAAUGAAGUGGUUCGUAUAUCAUUCAGAUUUACUUUGUUGCUUCCUAAAUGUGAUCCGUCUUACCCCGAAAUUCUCCCAUAUCUUUGAAAUGCCAGAUAGUCUUUAUUGUAUUAAAACCGUGUUGCCUGGAAGUUGAGUGUGGACACUUUUUCAAUUUUAACAUUUUUCAACAUAAUCAGAUGUUGGAGCAGCACAUCCUGGUAAGAAAGACAACUGUUGCUAUUCUUUUGCUUCAUUUGCAAACAGAUUAUGUGACCAAAACACAAAUUUCAUGACAGCUUGAGAAUAUUUGCAAAUGUAUUGGAGGCCCAUGUUAGAGUUAGGUGAAACGACAAAAUGAUCCAAACAAUAUUUAGAAAAUAUAUAUAAAUGAGUCUUUUUGGGAGAGAUUCCAUGAUCAGUUGUAUAAAGUUUUCAAUAUUUUAAUAUUUGUCUGAUUCAAUUGAUGCGGUCACUUUUUAAUUGGCUAAACCUACAGAGCAGUUCUGUGCAGAGCCUCUUGGGACAGGGAUUUCCCUCCCGAUGGUUGGGAUGCCCUCGUACGGAGUACAUCGGAAAAUCCUCCACUGUGCCCGGGGCCUUGGCGGCGAAACGUUGUGUUGACAGUUGCUGCUCAGUUAACAUCGUUGGCACGAUACGGAUGUUGGCCGAGUUUAGCUGUAGCAGCUGAUGCAGAUACACCAGCCUCCAGGUUUUUAAAUGAACUCAAGACUCCGCCCGACUCAGACAUCACU